This is a messenger RNA of Schistocerca cancellata (South American locust), 1262 nucleotides long. It is a transcript of the gene Sar1, whose product is annotated as GTP-binding protein SAR1b. Gene Ontology annotation, biological process: membrane organization; vesicle organization; endoplasmic reticulum to Golgi vesicle-mediated transport. Lineage: Eukaryota; Metazoa; Arthropoda; Insecta; Orthoptera; Acrididae. Gene Ontology annotation, cellular component: COPII vesicle coat; endoplasmic reticulum exit site. The record is from RefSeq and is a predicted model, not a curated record. The transcript has 6 exons. Bases 163 to 744 code for a protein of 193 amino acids. Gene Ontology annotation, molecular function: GTPase activity; GTP binding.
GUACGUCAUCCUCAUGCCAACUGUUUCUGUGUGACAUGCACCUUGUAGCAUCACCUCUGGAGGUUGCUAGUCAUCGUGAUCGUGGUUGUUCUGAUUCGGAUUAGUUACAAAAUUAUUGAAAUUAUUUCCCUAUACGUGUAAAUAAACUGUCUAGGAUUCGCGAUGUUUCUCUGGGAUUGGUUCACUGGUGUUCUGGGAUAUUUAGGAUUAUGGAAAAAGUCUGGCAAGCUGCUCUUCUUAGGAUUGGACAAUGCUGGUAAAACCACUCUUCUUCAUAUGCUGAAGGACGAUCGUUUAGCUCAGCAUGUUCCCACAUUGCAUCCAACUUCAGAAGAACUUUCCAUAGGUAAUAUGAGAUUUACAACAUUUGAUCUUGGUGGACAUCAUCAAGCAAGAAGAGUUUGGAAAGAUUAUUUCCCUGCUGUAGAUGCUAUUGUUUUUCUCAUUGAUGCCUGUGACCGAGAUCGGUUCAAUGAAAGUAAAAGAGAACUAGAUUCACUACUGACAGAUGAGCAGUUAAGCAACUGCCCAGUUCUCAUUUUAGGGAAUAAAAUUGACCGACCUGGUGCUGCUUCGGAAGAUGAGUUAAGAAACGUGUUUGCUCUUUAUGGACAGACAACAGGAAAGGCUAAGAUUCCUAGAUCAGAACUUCCUGGGCGUCCUUUGGAGCUUUUCAUGUGCUCUGUAUUGAAAAGACAAGGCUAUGGAGAAGGCUUUCGAUGGCUAGCUCAGUACAUUGACUGAAAAAUCAGCAGUUGCAGAUAAGGAAUGUUCAUGCAAAUUUUGUGAUGGGGAAGUAUAGUGAUUUCAUUUCUAAGAUGAAACCGUGUGAAAUUUUGUAAUAUAUCAGUUGCAUUAAAGUGGACAGUUGCUUCAUUAAGGAAUCUGCUGCUCAAAAAAAAAAAAUCCAUCUCAGUUAUCAUUUCUAAGCUGAUGUUGAUGUUUAUUUGUUGUGAAAUUGUUGAUCCAAACCAAUUUGUGUGAUAGGAUGGUAACUGUUUGAGGUUACUUUGCAUUAACUUGUAAAGGAAAAAGGGUGCGGGUGCACUUGUGUGUGUGUGUGUGUGUGUGUGUGUGUGUGUGUGUGUGUUGUAACUAUUUAUGUGUAAAACUAAUCAGUGUAGAGAAUAUGUGACGACUGAUAUACCAAUUUUCUAUUAACUGUUUUUAUCAUUUGCUGUAACUGGUAAAUGUACUGUCAAUGUGAUUUUCAUAGGAUUGUUAAUGACAAACUUAAAUAAAAACCAGUCAGCUUGAAAACA